AUGUCAGAUCAGUCGAGAUUGGAGCUCAUUAAUGAAAACCCAAUACGAAAUGGACUCGAUGCCUUUCGCGCCCUGUUUACCUCGAUUUGCACGAGCAGAAACCUUCCGUCUACAAUAGACACGCUUCGUCAGCUUGGUGCUGAAGAUCUCCGCAACCUUGCACUCACCCUUUUUACAUCUUUGCGAAACCUCCCAAUCUCAGGUUCGCUUCACUCGACAUCUGGGAGUGCCACCCUCCGCUCAGUUCUUCUCAGACUUAUUACUGCUGCCGCUUCGGAUAGCUUCGACUUUGAUCGUAUCAAGCCACUUCUCGAGAUAGCAAUCUCUGACGAUACUAAGGAUGUACAGAUUUGGGACUUUGUAUCUACCGCAGCCGCCGAAUCCACUCCUCCUCCCCGAUCGAUAGCAUCUUCCCUCCAACAAACCCCGUGGAGCCAAAACACGAGCAGUUUCGUGAACUCGUCAGAAUACCGCCAGAAUGUGGAUCCUGUCCUUAAACUGGAACUCGAACAUCUAUACGUGGGACUUCCGAAUUUCCAUAAGUCUUUCUUUGGGGAUAUCCCAGAACUUGACAUGGUUUCUGAGGCGGUCUUCCGCAAGUGUAUUGAAGGCGACAGUCCACUUUUCAAGGAGGGUUGGAGUGGAUGGCCUGCGGGCGCUAAAGAGAGCGACGUGCUGACUUGGAUUGGCGGCUUGAUCUCGCAGCUGGAAGCAUUUGCAGACAACCGCAUUCCGACUUCGGUGGCGAGACGAAAGCUGUUGGCCCAGCCGAAGACACCGUUGGAAGGCUCCACAGGCAAGCGCAGCAUGGAUAUCGGCUUUGUGGAUAGCGACAUUAUAUAUAAACCUGACACUACGGAUUCAAGAUAUCGCUGGGCACACAUCCUCGUUGUCGGCGAACUAAAAAAUAACCCAAAGGCCGACAUAGCAUCGGUUGCAUGGAUUGACCUUGCAAGGUACGCAAGAGAGGUGCUCGCUGCUCAAGAUACACGUCGCUUCGUCUUGGGAUUUACUCUCUGUGGGUCUCUUAUGAGGAUAUGGGAGUUCGACAGGCUUGGGGGGAUCGCAUCCGAACAAUUUGACAUCAACAAGGAGGAAGGUGGGCUACAGUUUGUGGCCACAAUUCUGGGGUUUCUGCGAAUGAACGAGGAGAUGCUUGGGUUUGAUCCUACCAUAGUAACAACCAGCGGCCAGAAAUAUAUCGAGAUCGAACGAAACGGCCAGACAGAAUGUCUCGUCAUCGACGAGGUCAUAAAGCGCGCACCAUGCAUCGCAGGCCGAGCGACAACUUGUUGGAAAGCUCAUCGCAACAAUGAUCCACAUAAUCCACUUGUCAUUAAGGACUCGUGGCAGUACGUCGACCGGGACGAAGAGGGCGAAUUGCUCCAGGAAGCAACUGAGAAAGAUGUGACUAACGUUGCUCGAUAUUACCACCAUGAGACUGUUCGUAUCCGUCGUACAGAUGAUGAUGUUCGGAACAAUGUCCGAAAAGGGCUGGACGUCACCAAAGCUACGAAUUUCCAGCCAAAACGAACAUUGCCGUCGAACGUGGGCGGAACUGUGUCCAGAAUAUCACGCAAAGGGCGUAGUAGUAGUUCCGGGGUGAAACGACCAUCAAGCGAAACGGACGCUGCUCUGCCUCCGAGCAAGCGAUCCUAUUCAGCGUCCCCAACAAAACCUAGCCUGGACGUACUGUCAAAUCGGAUACAUCGACGUGUCAUUCUUCGAGACUAUGGGGAGCCGAUCUACAAGGCAAGCUCCCGGGCAGCCCUGCUUGAUGCGCUCGAGGGCUGCAUUGAAGGCCACGAAUCCUUGCGCAAGGCUGGCUUCCUCCACAGAGACAUCUCUGUCAACAAUCUCAGGGUGAAUGAGGACAAGGCGAACCCUUCCUGGCGAGCUUUCUUGAUCGACCUUGACCUUGCUAUUCGAGAGCAUCGAGACGAGGCUUCGGGAGCAAUGGGAAAGACUGGCACUAGGGCGUUCAUGGCCAUCGGUGCAUUACUGGGGGAACAGCAUUCUUUCAUGCACGAUCUUGAGUCUUUUUUCUGGGUACUCUUUUGGAUAUGCAUACAUUACAACGGACCAGACGACAGCCGGACUGUGCAGCGAUUUGAAAAAUGGAAUUACGUGGAGAUGGCAGAGCUGGCAGAGUUGAAGAAGGGUCAGGUGUCCCAUGAACAAGACUUCAUCAAGACUACAAGCGAAUACUUCACAACACUUUACACGCCGUUGAUACCCUGGGUUAACAAGCUACGCAAGGUUGUGUUUCCCAAUGGCAGGAGAUGGGAGAUGGAGGACGCUCGGUUGUAUUUGCGGAUGAAGAAUGUUCUCCGCGAUGCUAUAACGGACCCCACUGUGGCCCCCGCUUGA
This is a messenger RNA of Metarhizium brunneum ARSEF 3297, 2370 nucleotides long. RefSeq lists its product as uncharacterized. The record is from RefSeq and is a predicted model, not a curated record. NCBI's taxonomy places the organism in Eukaryota, Fungi, Ascomycota, Sordariomycetes, Hypocreales, Clavicipitaceae.